Toxotes jaculatrix (banded archerfish) is the source of this 2871-nucleotide messenger RNA. It is a transcript of the gene cxcl14, whose product is annotated as chemokine (C-X-C motif) ligand 14. Gene Ontology annotation, molecular function: chemokine activity. The record is from RefSeq and is a predicted model, not a curated record. The transcript is spliced from 4 exons. Lineage: Eukaryota; Metazoa; Chordata; Actinopteri; Toxotidae. Bases 305 to 604 code for a protein of 99 amino acids. Gene Ontology annotation, cellular component: extracellular region. Gene Ontology annotation, biological process: cell chemotaxis; antimicrobial humoral immune response mediated by antimicrobial peptide.
AGAGAGAGAAAGGGAGAGGGAGAGAGACCUAAACGAGUGAUUGGCGAUUCAUGUAAGCGCUCAGGACGCACAGACGGAGUUGCACAACCAGCGCUCCAAAGGGACUCCAAAAAAGCAGAAAACCCGCAGCGCUCCUUCAGUUCUGCCAUCCAACUCUCACUGCAAGUGGAUAUCAUUUGCACUUCGAAAGACUUUUUCUUUCUUGAUAUAUUUGUGCGUUUACUCGUAGAGACUGUUUGGAGAGCACGGAUUUUGAGGAGCCUGAUUGAAAAAGAAAAUCCAUCUUUUUUUUAUUUGUGAAGACAUGCAUCGGUGCACAGCUGUGCUACUGUUGUUAGUGGUGGCUUUGUACUUCCUGAGUGCAGAAGCCUACAAGUGCAGGUGCACCAGAAAAGGACCAAAGAUCCGAUACAAGGAUGUACAGAAGCUGGAGAUCAAACCUAAACACCCGUACUGCCAAGAGAAGAUGAUAUUUGUGACAAUGGAGAACGUGUCUCGGUUCAAAGGGCAGGAGUACUGUCUUCAUCCCAAACUUCAGAGCACCAAGAAUCUGGUCAAAUGGUUCCGCAUCUGGAAGGACAAGCACAGGGUGUACGAAGCUUAAAACUUCGGCUGCCCAGCAUAUGUGGAUCAAGUGAGACAAGAAUAGAUGACACCAUCACCAGGACUGUUUUUAUGAAGUACAAGGUGUAACCUACAGUCAAACUGUACUUCUCCCUCUUCUGCCUGAGAUCUGUCAAACGCAUUAAGAGAUAUCUUUAGCUCGUGUAUAAGCUGGUGGGCUCAUUUUAGUCAGCCAUCAUGUAUUUACAGUCACUCACCAGUCCAGUCUUUACAGCCGUAGUUAUACUUGUCAAAUAGUGGACAAGACACCACCUGUCUGUGUUCAAACAGUUGUAGGUUUGAUUUAAAGGGACUUCUCUUUUGCUUUGGGUUUUGGGUUUCUUUCAAAGUGAAGAAUGUGUCAUUCUUAAGAAACAAGCAAACCAUCCUUUGACAGAUACAGUGUAGGUGUUUCUAUUGUUAAGAUUUUCACUUCUCUGUAUUCAACGUGACAGGUAUAAUAUUUGUACAUUGCCAACCUUUAGGAUCUGGUUACCUGUGUUUAAGAGGUUGUAGUAGAAAUGCAGCGCAAAAGGUUCUCAAUGAAUCUGAUUCUCUGUAAAUGUAGAGGAGAGGCAGUGAUUACAUAUAAUACAGAAGUUUCUAUUGUUCAGUCAGAUAGAGGAGAUCUACCACUGUGUGUGUGUGUGUGUUUAUCAGGUCCAUGCUAGUCAUAUGUGUCAAACAAACACACCACUCUGCAGCACACACUAAACCUGCAGAGUGUAUUUACAAUAGAUAUUAAAGAAUACAAAUAGUUCAUAUGUGCCAUUGCUACAUAAAUUACAGUCUGUGGAUUGGAGUUGAUUAUUAAAAAACACUAAGAGAGUAAGACUGUCUGCAGUUUACAUCAACAAAAGAAGAUCUGUUUUUCACUGGUCGAAAGAUUUUUUUAGUUCCACUCGCUGAAACAAAUGUGCAAUGAAGAAAUAUCUCAUACAAUCUCCCUGCAUAACCACUGUAUUGAGUUAUGAUCGCAUACUUAAGGGUAACGCUGGUGAUAUUUAAUUUUUUUGUUAAUGUGAAUCAAUAUCCCAUGAAAAUAGCCAACUCAGCAAUGCUUUACUCUGUCUCCCAGUACUUCUCAAAUUCCCUUUGGUACUCAGGCCCAGUUCCAUUCAUUCCUACUGAAGACGUAAAUAUUUAAAACACAAUAGAAAUAAACAUUUUUAUAUUAAAAAAAAAAAGGCUAACAAGCGUUAAGUGAGAAUUUGUUGAUAACUAUUUUCAGCCAUGGAUUUAUACACGUUUGAUUCUUUACUGAUUGUUUACAGCAGUACAGUGAUUACUCCAAAUCAACUACAGUGCCCAUUUUAUGGUAAAUAAAGAACCUUAUCAGCCACUGCAGCAGUGUAUCUCACUGAUGUGUUUUUAGAAUAGUACAUUUUGUACAACAGUGGAGGCACAGAGGAGGUACAGAGGAAUAAACUAGAUCAGGCUUUGGGUAGACAGACAAUAUUUACUAGGAUCUAUUCAGUGUUGUUUUUGUUUUUUUCACAGGAUUUGUUGACAAUAAAAAAAUACAGAGUAUUAUCAAACAUACUCUUUAAAACAGACUAUAUAUUGUGUUCUUAAAAUUGGACCAGUGCACAGAGUUCCAAAAUGUACCUCUUCUAUCUCUUAAACAGGUCAAUUUGGCUUACAACUCAAAUCAUACUGUUCACAUAUAAAACAGACCACGUUAAUUACACCACAGCAUUCAUCUGAAUAUAUUACAGACUGUUCAUUUGUACUGCUAAUGAUCAUUUCUCUGUCUCUUACAACCCUACAUGAAUUACAAUACUCUGCUCGUUUAAUGAUCUCUCCUCCUGUAAAUCUCUUGAACAAUACUAUAAGUUGUGUUAUUAUUUUGUAUGCUGUGGAUACACUUUGUAAUAAUGACUGUUGGGUGUUGUUUUGUUGCCACCAAACAGAAUUCACACACAAAUUUAUCUGCACAUAUACAAAAACACCACACUUUCUUUACCUUUUGAAGAAUGUGCAUUACUCAUGUUUUAUAUCUUAUAUAUAAAUAUAUAUAUAUAUAAACGCAUUUUGUAAAUGGACCAGUAUAGCCUAUGUGUUAGUGAGAAUGAAUUCACCUUAAGACUUUAUAGUGUCAUGUAUAUUGAAUUACUGCAUUAUAGUUGUUUUGCUUUUGUUUAUUUAAAUCUUGGUUUGGUAACAGAUAUUUGGAUGGCUAGUGUUUGGACUGGCCCACCAAACACACAGUUAGACAUUCCACUGAAUAUAAAACAAUAAACAGAGCAAUAAACUGUCAAUAGAGCA